Messenger RNA from Podarcis lilfordi (Lilford's wall lizard), 30363 nucleotides. The record is from the annotation of a GenBank genome assembly. Lineage: Eukaryota; Metazoa; Chordata; Lepidosauria; Squamata; Lacertidae.
AUGCCCUCCGCUGCUACCCCUGAUAUGAUGCCAGAUACCCAGGGGGUUCCGGAGAGCCCACCUCUCACCCAGGUUGAUGACCCCCCAGGCACCUCUGCCGCCCUCUUCAACGAUGCUCAGUUCUCAGGCACAGGCCCAAGCUCUCAGGCAGUAGCGGCGGCAGUGCAUACUAGGUCUCGGGCUCACUUGGCAUCAUCUGGUCCUCAGAACAGCAUUGGGUUGCCUGCGCGGAGGCCACCGGCCUGUGUCAAUAACGCUGUUGCGUCCAGUUCUUUCAGUCCUUCACAGAAUAAGCAGCCCAGGGUCCAGCUUCCAGAAUCGGGCACCUCGUCAGCCGGUGAGGAGGAACAACAGCUGGAGGGGGAGCUUCAGACAGCUGAGGUGGCGGUCAUCCCAUAUGUUGAGAAGAAGCCAUUAGAUUCUUAUCGCAUGGGUAAGCAGGACCCAAGAGGCGAGCCAAAGCGCAAGGUGUGUUGAGAAUUCAAUAAGGGGUCAUGCCAAAGGCAGUCUUGUAAGUAUCCGCACGAGUGUGAGAGGUGUGCAGGGGUACACCCAGCCGCAGCAUGUUACAAAGAGAAGCAGCCCUUUCAGGGAGGUCGGGGGUUGCACCAUUCUAAUUCCAGAGGAGCCCCCACAGCAGGGAACAGACGAUAGGGACCCUCCGGGUCUAGCAUUUUCACUGAUCCAGCUCCCUCCUCUCCGUAACCUCUUGUCUAGCUAUCCAGACGAAAGCACAGCAUCCUUUCUUUGGAAGGGUUUUUUCAGAGGGUUUCAGAAUACCAGUAACCGACUCUUUAAUUGCAAAGGAUUCCCCUAACCAGAGGUCAGUAAGGGAAAGGCUUGAGGUUGCAGAAAAGAAAAUAGCUAAGGAAGUGACCGCAGGGAGGGUGGCUGGUCCAUUUGUACACCCCCCUAUCCCAAACCUGCACAUCUCGCCCCUUGGUAUUGUACCCAAAAAGACCCAUGGUGAGUUCAGAUUAAUCCACAACCUUUCUUACCCUAAGGGUGGCCCAGUAUACGAUGCCAUUUCACCGGAAUUGUGCUCAGUAAAAUAUGCCACCUUCGAUCAGGCAGUAAGACAUAUCCAGAAUUUUGGUCAUGGGGCACUCUUGGCAAAAUGUGACAUAGAGUCAGCCUUCCGUCUAUUGCCGGUUCAUCCCAAUGACCUCCAUUUGCUGGGACUCAAAUUUCAAGGGAAAUAUUACAUUGGCAAGGCUAUGCUGAUGGGUUGAUCUGUAGCCUGCUCGGCCUUUGAGACAUUUAGCACCUUUUGGGACUGGGCCUUGCGCUACAGAACCAACUCACCCGGGGUGACGCGUUACCUCAGUGACUUUCUACUCGUUGGGAAGCCCAAUACCGGCGAAUGUGCCUCCCUUCUGGAGGCCUUUUCAGCUUUGGCCCGGGAGCUGGGAGUUCCCCUCGAGGCAGAUAAGACGGACCCACAACGCGCCUUACUUACCUGGGUAUAGAGCUUGACACAGCAGCUCAAUCCGCCCGCCUGCGAGAGGAGAAAAUAAUUGCCCUUAAGGAAACAAUUCAUCAAACCCUUCCCCUAAAAUAAAUAAAUAAAUAACUAAAUAACUAAAUAGGUCACUCUUAGACAGGUCCAGUCCUUGCUAGAUCAUUUCAACUUCGCGUGUAGAGUAGUUUCACUGGGCCGCCCAUUUUGCUCCUGCUUAGCCAGGCUGUCAGCGGGCCUUCAAACAUCCGCACCAUAGAGUAAGACUCCCCAAGUCGGUCAAGGCAGACCUUGAGAUGUGGAUCAGAUUUCUGGAACACUGCAACGGAGACUCCCUAUCGCAGGAAAUCCUUAAUUUGGCCUCUGAUUUCCAGGUCCACUCCAAUGCGGCAGGGUCCCUGGCCUUUGGUCUGUUCUUUAAGGGACGUUGGCAUGCGCAACAAUGGCCAGCGGAGUGGCAAGGGGAGGCCAUCAUGUGGAAUCUCACUUUUCUGGAGUUUUUUCUCAUAGUUGUGGCUGUUCACAUAUGGACCGAGGAGUUCCGGAAUCGCCGGUUGCUUCAGAACUGAUAACCAGUUGGUGGUUAACGUGCUGGCUAGCAGUCAUCACGUUCCAAGAGGGGUCUCGCCUACUUCGAUCAUUUGUGCCGUUAGCACCUUGAGCUCAGCUGCUGCCAGAACCCUUUCCGGAUCACCUAUGGAACUUUGGAGAUCAAAGGAGUAUUUGCGUCUGUUGCACCCUCUACCCUCAGGUCUUAUAAGAAAGUAUGGUGCGACUUCACGGGUUUCAGGUCCAAAGUAUCGUCCCUUUCCCCUAACGUAUGAAACUUAGGUCAAUUUGCUGGUCCAAGUUUGAGGCCCAGCUGUUCUCUGCAGCAUACGCUAUAGCCUUCUUUGGUGCCUUUAGGGUCGGUGAGGUGGUAGCAUAAGCUACCUCAAGUGGGAAAACGCGCGGCCUCCUCCUGGAGGACGUGCACGUGUCCAGUUCAGGUGUGAUGGUGCGGGUGCGUCAGUCUAAGACGGACCAGGGCGGUAAGGGCACCAUAGUCCAACUCACGGCCUCCAGCCAGAAGGGCCCAUGCCCAGUAAAGGACACCAGGCGAUACCUUUACCUCAGACCUCCCGGCCUUGGCCCGCUCUUUAUUCAUGAGGAUGGAUCCCGAUUGAUGAGGCACCAGUUCACCAGGGUACUUCGCAAAGCGAUAGAUGCCUGCGGUUUCCCUUCCAAAGACUACACGGCACAUUCAUUUAGGAUUGGUGUGGCCACAACGGCCACACACAUGGGCCUUCCGGCAGACAGGAUCAAGGAGAUGGGCCGCUGGAAAUCUAAUGCCUACAAAAGUAUUCUGAGAACGCUCCACUUACCUGUCUUUUCUUUCUUUAUUCUUAGCUGUCUUCGGUAGUCCAGUGUGGAUUUGCAGCCACAGUAUCGUGCAUUGGGCCCGCCUCUAGGCAGCAAGUUCCGGCUUCAUGCCUAAUCUGGGGCUACCAUCGUGGGUGCGAGUUUCCUGGUUGUCAAGAAGGGGCAUGCACUGGCAAGAACUCAUGCCACUGCUGAAGGCAAAAGCUGCGCUGUUGGGCCCCCCUAACAUUCUAAUCAUUCAGCUGGGUGAGAACGACCCAGCUAGCACGAAGAGUGUGGACUUGUUGUGGAACAUGAGUAAGGUCUUGGAUUAGUUGGCUGCCUUAUUUCCCAGAACAACCCUGUUCUGGUCCUCUCUCUUGAAGAGAAAGGUUUGGCGCGGUGCGCAUAACAUUAUGGCCAUCAAGAAAUCCAGGAAACUCUUGAAUCACGCGGUAGCGCGCAAAGUGCGUUUUAUAAAUGGCCUAGUUAUAUCUCAUGAUGAUAUCCAGAUUGGCAACCAGACCCUAUUCCAGGAUGAUGGCGUUCAUCUUUCAAAUCGGGGAAAUGACAUAUGGCUGGCUAACAUAUCCAAUAGUCUUAGGGAUUGGUUGCAGCUGUGAGGGUAUUGGCGGCGAGCCUUUUGGCUCGGGUGGCAGUUAGGCAUUGGAAUGUGUUGUUGGUGUUUCGGGGGGCAAGGUGUGGCCAUCGCCUUCCCCGGCAAUUUUGGGUAUUCCGCAAAAGGAAUCCGGCGGUCGUGGAUCCUGUCUGAUGCCCGUGUGGCGGGGGGCCAUGGCACGACCCUCAGUGACAUCAGGAAGAGAGCCUAUAGUUGGAUUAGCAUCAACAGGCUUCCCCUACUGGUGGUUAACCCCUCCUCAGACUCACCCCUCUACGAGUGGGUGGAGUCUAAUGUGCUGUGGUCCAAUGCCUAAGCCAAUACCUUCUCACAUGCUCUAAUCAAUAAAGUUGUGGCCUUGUGCUGGUCCCAGGGGGAGGUUACCGUGGGGCGAGGUCCAGGACCUGAGUCGAGGGUCGGCAGACAGUCCUCCACGGGCGAAGCGGGGUCCAAAGCGAGGAGCCGGGCAAGGACAGGAACUCUGGAGGAACAGGAUUGGGUGCUGGCCGAAACAGCUCUUCAAUGACGUUGCUCCCGCAACCUGGGACCAGGCUGACUGGCCUUUAUCUUCUCUGCGGCCGGGGCGGUCCCGGCCCCCCAGGAGACCCGCCUCUCCUGUCCUUAAGGUGAGCACUCCUCCUGGGAGAAACCAGUUCCCUCCGCCUCUCUGCCCUGAGCCUCUGCAGCUCAGGAGAGGCUGGAGGAUUACUGGACCCAGGGGGAGACUCACCUUCCCCUGACAGGGCUGGGAGAGGCGCACCUGUAGGCACUGUGUCCUCAACCACCUCCGGAGCCAGAGUGGAUUCACCUGGUGCCUGCUUCUGAGGAUCCGGCACAGGUGCAGGCGCUUCAGAAUCAAGGCCCUGCCCCAGUUCAGCCGGCUCUGAAGGCAGGGACUCCUGUGCAGGCUGGGAUUCCUCCGGUUCAGCCUGUGAAUCGGAUUCCCAGGCCAUCACAGGCCUUUACCUUACCCAUUAACCUUACAUUCUGUGUCCACGUGUCUUUAUUCCCCAAGCGGGGAUCGGGUCCUCGAAUCACAAAGGCUUUCCUCCUCCCAGGAGGGGAGGGGUUGUGAUCGGGAGAUGAUUCCGCCCCCUGCUUCAACUCCAGGGCUGGUGUGCCACGCCCCUCCCCCGCUGGGGAGACAUGGAGUGAAAGAGCUCUAGAGUGAUUUAUGUGUUUGAGCAAUAAACCUGAGAGAAUUACGACCGGUGUCUCGCUUCUGUGGGAGAGCCAAGCCAUUACAAUACUCCACCUGGAGUCAAUCCAGCAGAUGAACUGCCAACUGAAUGUUGGCUCUCCACAAAGUCCCAGUAAGAACUCAUGUGUGGAGGUAAUGCUCCGCUUUGCGAAGGCAAACCUUGCACCAGACAUGCAACAGUAUGUCAAGGAGCAUUGUGCCUGCUUUCCCUGACCUUUUGCCUUCCUGGCUAGAAAACAGGGUUUUCCACCUGACCGUUUGUCCUCUCACAAAUUGUUUGCUAGACAUAAUGCUUGGCUGGAGCAUGACCCGGGACACAGACGCAAUCAAGUAUCGGGGGAAACAUUUUAGGGAAACACCUGCUGAUACGUGUAUUUGCUAAUGCUGGAAAUGUGCUUAGAUGGAAAUACGUCAUGUUCAGGGUGGUUUCACUACUGUUUCCAACUGCUGACUUCUGCUAAUAAAAGGAGCCUGUUAGGUAGAUUUAUUGCUUUAUUGUUCGGCGUCCGGCACACUUCCCCUGCGCGCCUCUGCAGGUCGUAAAGCAAUUAGCAGAAUUGCACAGCGUCCGUGUUGAAAGGGCAGUAAAACAAGUCCCACACGUUUCUUCUGUCCUAAUAUCACUUUAUUUGCUCAAAAGUAGCAUAUUUAAAAUUCAUAAAGACCAUCAGAUUGUAGCUGCAUUUUCUCUGCAUUCUUCUCUCUCAGUGUGCAGCUGCGUAACAAAGCUGCUUUCACUCUUCACUCAGCUCACAGCAUUCCAAGCUGCUUUCGUCACGUCCUGGCUUACUUCCCUUGUAAGCGCCUCCUCUCAGCCUCGAGACACAGAAAGGUUAACCCUUCACUACACCCAACACCCCCUCUUGUCUCACGCCUGAGGGGAGAAUCGACCCUUGGUCGUCCCAAACCCAGACCUUCACAAAACUCCCCAUGUCUUUGGAAGGUGAGUGGCUUCGUGAACCCAUCAGCUAGGUUCUUGGCAGAGGGACGAUACUUCAGCGCAACUAAUCCCUCCUGAACACUCUGGCACACAUUCCGAAAGCGAAUGUCUAGGUGUUUAGUUCUGGCCUUGAACUGACCUGACUCUGCUAAAUACAGGCAUGGUUGAUUGUCCUCGAAAACACGUAUCGGCUGACAAUCCACUUCGCAGAGUUCCUGCACCAAACAAGCAUAGAACUCUACUUCUCUGCACACCUCUGAAAGAGCACUAAACUCAGCCUCAGUGGAUGAGAGCGCUAUAAGACUUUGCUUCUUGGACCUCCAUCCAACUACUGAGUUCCCAAACUUCACCACUAGGCCAGACAGACUUCCGAUCCUCAAGAUUAGCCCAAUCCGAGUCCACAAAGCAAGUCAGUUUGACUUCUCCUUGUGCUGGCAACCUAAGACAAAAGUCUCUGGUUUCCUGCAAAUACCUCAGAACUCUCUUGAUGCCAUUCCAGGCUUGCACACUAGGGUUUGAAGCUUCCCUGCUGAGCAGAUUGACAGCAAACGCUAUAUCAGGUCUGCUCCACUGGGACAAGUACAACAAACUCCCUAGGGCUGACUGAAACACUUCAGUAUUUUCGAACGCAGCGCAUUCUACUUGCUGGCUGUCCUUCACAAAACUAGUCUCCAUAGGACUUCUCACUCCUGCACAAUCGCUCAUCCUCAUUUUCUGAAGCAAUUGCUCAAUUUUACCUCUCUGGCUGAGCAAAAAGCUUCCAUCCUGUGCACGCUCAACACUGACACCUAGAUAGGUUUUGACAGCACCAAGCUGUUUAAGCUUGAACCGUUUACCUAGCUCUUUGGCAAACUUCUCCGCCUGUUCAUCUGUUUCUGAGAAGAAUAGCACGUCAUCAACCCAAAUCAGCAAAUACUCUUGUGUUGCUCCUGAACCUCUCAGAUAAAAGCAACUAUCAGCAACACUUCUCCUGAAACCUAGCUCUUCUAAGGCUUCAUUCAGGCACAUGUUCCAGUUUCUAGCAGAUUGACGUAAUCCAUAGAUGGAUUUGUGCAAUCUCCACACAACAUCCUGCCUUAAGUUCUCAAACCCCGGAGGAGGAAUCAUGUACAGCUCCUCCUGGAGAUCUGAGUUAAGGUAGGCAACAUCCACAUCAAAGUGGUUUACUUUCCAGCCUCUCUGUGCUGCACAAGCUAAAAGCGUUCUCAGAGUCUCCGCUCGUGACGUUGGCGAAUACACCUCCAUGAAGUUUAUUCCCUUCCUCUGCGUAAAUCCUCAAGCAACUAACCUGACUUUAUACUGCUGCUCUCCAGCGUCAGUGGGUUUCAAGCGGUAAACCCACCUGGAACUCACAGUCUGCUUGCCCGGUGGCAACUCUGUGAGUGAGAACACACCUAGAUCUUUCAUGGACUUCAUCUCUUUGUCCAUUGCCCUGUGCCACUUACCUGCUUCUUCCUCAGGUAAACUCUGAAUAUCCUCGAAGGAUUCAGGUUCACAUCUUGCAGAACCUACCCAGACGCCUGAAGCGUCGUACCGAUCAGGAGGCCUCCUUGUCCUCGCUGAUCUCCUCAGUGUGAAUCCUGGUGACCCUGCUGCUUCACUGGGUCCAGCUAAAUCAUCCUCAACUUCAGUGUCUUCCCCCUCUGACCUGCUGCGCCUCUUGGGCCUUACAGCUGGUUCAGCAGGUGAGGAAAGCUCACUCUUUGGCUCAAAUUUGACACUUGCCUGAGGAGGUGUUCUAGGUUCCCCCCUCUGAGGGAUCCUAAGCUGUCCCUGCCUUGGACUCUGUCGCUCUGGACCGUGGUCCCCAGCACCAAGUUCCUCUUCCUCCUCAACAUCUGAGUCAUAGAACUGCUGUGGAAUCUCGUCUGGAUUAGCGUGCAGACGCUUCCAACCGGCUUGCUCACAGAACUCAGCGCUAUUGCUGAUAACCAACCUAGACUGGUCUCCACUUGGGUACGCAAAGCGCCAGGCCUUUGAGCCAGGCUCAUACCCUACAAAGAUCAUUCUUUUAGAUCUUGGCUCACCUUUCUUGCGUAGAGCCUUUGGAAUAAGCACCCAAGCCUCACAACCAAACACACGAAAGUAGUGUACCUUAGGCUUCUUUCCAUGCAGUAAGAAAUACGGUGUGUUUCCUACACUAGAGUUGUACACUCUAUUCUCCGUAUGGACCACAUAGCGCCAGGCCUCAGACCAAUAUUUCUGGGGUAGCCCUGCAUCCCACAGGAUCGCAGACACAGCUUCCUGCACCGUCCUGUUCUUUCUCUCUGCCAGCCCAUUCUGUUGCGGAGAGUAAGGAGUGGUCAGUCUGUGGCUAAUCCCCUUCUCCCUAAAGAAAUCCUGUAAAGCAGAACCAGUGAAUUCAGCACCUCUGUCACUUUGAAAACCACGAACUUUGGUGGAAAAGGUUACCUCAACUGCGGUGAUCCAAUCCCUGAUCAUUUUAGCCGCCUCCCCUUUCGUUUUCAGAGAGAGCAGACUUCGAAAAAUCAUCAAUCAAAAGCAAAGAAUACUUCGAACCUCCCAGUGACUCAACAGACAUGGGUCCACACAAAUCUGCAUGAAUUAAUUCAAAGGGUUUUGUGGUCUGCCUCUCUGACUUUGGAUAUGAGCAUGUCACAAUUUUCGCCUGUUUACAUGCAUUGCAAUCUAAAAAUUUGUCACAAACAUUAAAUUUGCACCCUUGUGUCAGCUCUGGUGCUUUCUGGAGAUAUUUCCAAUUCAAAUGGGCGAAGCGUCGGUGCCAAAUAUGUGAACAACCAUGGUGGGGCGCUACAUUCACACAUUGGCCCUUCGCAUCUUCUGUGUCAUCCUGUCCUGUGGAAAAAUGCACAUUUACAGCAAACAAAUUAUCUUUAGACCGUACUGUGUACACGUGUUUCCCAUCCUUGGAGAAUUCACAUUUGUCACCUGCAAAAGAAAUAUGAAAACCAUCGAUAAGUAGAUCAUGCACACUUAACAAACAGUUAGUUAAACCGGGCACUGCAUAAGCUUUGACUUCAUGCUUAAGGAAAGGACAGAAGAAAAGGCCUGUCUCUGUUAGCCUUUUUCUGCUUCCAUCUGCAAUCGUCACAUAUUUCUCAGUUUUUACUGUCCUGCAAUUCCUCAAAAGACUGCUAGAUGGCACUAGCGAAUUUGUUGCACCAGAGUCUAUUAUUACAGUGAGAAAGUCUUGUUUUUGACAUUCCUGGGUCGCCAGGGCAACAAUCUCCUCACUACCCCCCUCCUUGGGGCUCCUGCAGAUGUCCUCUCUGGUUGUCACGGCAACAGACUCCCCCCAGCAGGAAGACUUGCCCACGACCUUCACAGCUUCCGUAGAUGCAACUCUCUCAGUUGCCAUGGAGACUGGACUUGUCUCAGCGUUCCCACACAACUCUGAAGCUCUUAUCUCUACUUGCUGCAGGUGGCCAGCCUUGAAGCCAGCAGCAUUGCCAGCAACAGCAACAGCAACAGCAACAGCAACAACAGCAACAGUCCCUUCGCCCCCCUGUGGGAGCUCCCAGCUCCUCCCAGCUGUGUAUCGGCUCUCAAGAAUGUGGCCGGCACCAUCUUGCCUCUCCCUUUCGGAUGCAGCCACUUCUCGGCCCUUGCUUCCCACUCCAGCUCCACAAGCUUCUUGGAGUGCUAGCCAAGCGGCCUCUGGACUUCUUGCACCCAGAACAACAGGCACCAGCUGAGCAUCCACACUUUCUGCCAAAAAAGCAAGCACACGCUUCUCAACUUCACUUUGCUCUGCAGCCCUCUUAGCCUCUGCUUUCCCAGCUGCAUUCUGUGGGGGGUGAAUUACAUUCCACAGCUGCUCCCCAACUAACAAAAGCUCUACUUGAAAGCUCCACUGCAACCAAUUUUGGCUAGUCAGUUUCUGACAUGGCAGUUUAAACUCAAAGCCAUGUUCACGGGGCUGAGCCAUUGCCUCCCUUCUGUUGGCUUUUCCAAAGGUACUCACUCAGCAGCCAAACUGGGCACUCCGGACGUCAUGGCUCUCAGCUCCCACUCCGUCAGCCUCCUCCGAUCUGCCCUUUGAAGUCUCAGCAGUCGAUCAAACUGACGUCCAGCAAAUAAAGCUUCAAAGCCCUUUCACACACGCUUCACGUUCACCCAUAACCAUUGUUAGGUAGAUUUAUUGCUUUAUUGUUCGGCGUCCGGCACACUUCCCCUGCGCGCCUCUGCAGGUCGUAAAGCAAUUAGCAGAAUUGCACAGCGUCCGUGUUGAAAGGGCAGUAAAACAAGUCCCACAUGUUUCUUCUGUCCUAAUAUCACUUUAUUUGCUCAAAAGUAGCAUAUUUACAAUUCAUAAAGACCAUCAGAUUGUAGCUGCAUUUUCUCUGCGUCCUCCUCUCUCAAUGUGCAGCUGCGUAACAAAGCUGCUUUCACUCUUCACUCAGCUCACAGCAUUCCAAGCUGCUUUCGUCACGUCCUGGCUUACUUCCCUUGUAAGCGCCUCCUCUCAGCCUCGAGACACAGAAAGGUUAACCCUUCACUACACCCAACAGAGCCUCUACAGAGCUAGCCGGCAGCUUGUUUGGAGCACGCUUGCUGGCGUGCUUCUGCACAGCUCACCGGCAUCCAACCUCCUGUCAUCCCCGUUAUUCCUACAUUCAUGCACCUGCAUUUUAGACCUUUUGGAGUUUUUGGAGCAGUCUGUCAGGAGUGCGUGCAGGAGCCGGGCCCUGUGACUGGUAGGGCCUCUCAGGACUGGGGCCUUCCUGCGUUUGGCCUAGAAGGGCAAGGCGUGGUCGCACAGGUGAGGCCUGACAGGAGACUCGUAGCACCUGAUGGCAAGGGCCGGGAGGGGUAUAUAAAACCAGCAUUUUGCCUUGGCUCUUUGCCACAGCAAUAUGGUAGCCACCUAGCUGUGCUUUGGCUUCCUUACUCCUGGUAUCCUGAUUCUUGGAGUCUUGGCUCCCUGACCCCUGGACUGCUGAUUCCUGACCUCUACCCCAGUCCUGACGUACCAAGCUGGGACUCCGACUGCCUGUAACCCAGACCGUGACAGUUUGCUGUGGCCAAUCUAUGUCCCAGCUGGGGUGCAAGAUGGACGGUGCCCUGUCUACAGAUCUCACCACGGUGCUGCAGAAGCUUCACACAGAGGUAGCUAUGCUCCAGGUGGAGGUUCAAGAGCUUUGAGCAGUCCCGGCUGUGGCCCUGGCUCGACGUGCCCCCGUCGUCCCAUUGCCGGAAAGGUUCAGGGAGAGCGUGGGGCUCUUCAGGGUUUCGUAAACCAGUGCUGGCUGAUGUUUGCCACCUGCACAGCACUUUCCCACUCCACAGAGCUGGGUGUGCUUCAUGGUUAGCCUGCUCGCAGGUACGGCACUGGGUCACUCCGUAUCUUGAGGCCGAUGACCCCCUGCUGGGGAAAGUGGAUGACUUUAUCAUCACCCUGGAGGGCAUGUUCGGGGAGCCAAACUGCGUCCAGACUGCUGAGUUGGCCCUGCAGAACCUCCGGCAGGGCGCUUUGCUUGGUUACUGAGUAUGCCGCAGAAUUCCGUCAGUGGGCUGCAGACACCCUGUGGAAUGAAGCUUCCCGUUGGUUCCACUUCUGCCAAGGACUUCAUCCACACCUCAAGGAUGAAUUGGCACAAGUGACCCCCCCAGCAGCCCUGACAGACUUUAUCACACUUUGUAUUAACAUUGAUGCGCGCCUGUCCGAGAGGGAUUCCGAGCACCGCUCGAGGGGGCCCCCAGAGCCCAAGGCGGAGGUGGGGCUUGAGGAGCGCAUGCAAGUAGGUGUGGCCCACCGCUCUCUCUCCAGCCAAGAGGAGAGCCGGAGGCGGGCCCUUGGCCUGUGCUUGUACUGCAGAGAGGGAGGCCAUUUUGUGGCAGGGUGCCCAGCAAAGAGGUUCAUGCCGGGAAACAAUAAGCCCUGGCUGUGCUAGGAGGGGCUCAGCCAGGGUCCAGUCGCUGCGCACCCCAUUUCCUGGUCCCUAUCCGCAUUCUCCUUCCCCAGGGGGGCAUGCUGGUCCUGGAGGCAAUGAUUGACUCUGGAGCCUCUGGUGUCUUCAUGGACAUCAGUUUCACUGAGAAGUACCAGGUACCAUCUGUGGUAAAAGCAGCACCUGUUCCAGUGGUGGGCCUGGACGGGACCCCCCCCCCCUCACAUUGGGACCCAUUACCCAUGAAACCUGCUCACUGGCCAUGUUGGUGGCACCCUGGCACCAGGAACUGCUAACAUUUGAGCUGGCCCAGACCCCACAUUUUCCAGUGGGAGCCUCUAGUUGGUCCAGCACGACCCCGCCAUUUCCUGGGCACAAUGGAUGCUGUCUUUCCCGUCAUCUUUCUGCCACGACGUCUGUGCCCAGCCCCCCAUGUUGCCUCCAUUGCAGCAGGAACCUGUGCAGCCCCACCAACCGGCCCCAGUUCUUCCACUUUGUAUGGGACUGCCCCAGACGGGGCAGGACCACCGAAGGCCGGCCUAAUACCAGAGCACUACCGGGAUUGGACGAACGUAUUUGAGAAGGGGCUGAGGUGCUGCCUGUGCUGGUUAUAGGGUUAACCUUCUGUAUGUCCUACAUCUGGGGAGGAUCUUCCUACGUAAACGGAAGCUGAAGUUUCUUUGUCUGUGUGAGACACUUUCGCUUUUGACCGGGAGAGAGACACACGCCAUGUGUCCGAACUCCGAUGGAGUUGUUUGUUGUUUUACCUGCUGAUGUAAAUAAAGGCUGUUUAGUUAGAAAGAAACAGCGUGCGGAUUUUUCCUUUCCCUCACACGUCAAGCACUUGCUGCUCACUCUGCUGCUGCCUGGAAGAUUUAUGCACAGAGGAAACGUGCCGGACCCAGGUAGUAAUUCCACAGGUUAUGGGUCAUGGAAGAUUCCAGCCUACAUUUUGUGCUGAGUGUGAGAAGGGGACAAAGCAAAGUCCAGCUCUGAGAUCUUGCCUGAAGCUGAGGCAGUCGUGAUUUCGCUGGUGAAAGCGGAGCUUGCUGCAGGAAGCAUCUUUGAAGCACCGGCCAGCAGAAAGCGUGAGUAAGCUUAUAGCCCCAGGAAGAUGGCUCAAGCUCAAGAGGCUUUCACCGUGCCUUUUGAAAGGCUGACUGGCCCCAAUUGGGAGGAGUGGUCCAUAAGGAUGGAGUACUGGAUGUUGGGACAACAGCUCUGGCAAUGCAUGCAAACCCCAUCGCCCCAGGCUGCUGAGAGUGCUACUGAGGCAGACGUGGCAGCUGCUCUGGAAAGGGAUCAGAGUGUGCUGAGCAUGCUAAGGCUGAGUGUGGACGCUUUGAUGUUGCCUCAUCUUGAGGGUAUCAAGAAGGCCCUGGUCGCUUGGCAGGCACUGGAGAGGGCGUGCAAAGCCACAGGGGAGCCAAGGACCGAGAGGGGGCCAAAGGCCCGGUGGAGGCUGAAGGCCACAUUCCUGGAAGCUGUUUCUACGCUUCGACACAUCCAUGGGAUGGACAGGAAAGGAGGCAUAGAGCUGAGAGGAAAGCAGACGCAGGCUGUUCCUCUGGAGGCUGUGCACCCAGGAGUGGGGGUGCAGGGAGAAGCAAUGAGAGCUCUGUAAAAGCCUUUGUUUCCAAACACUGUUUUCACUGUGGGUCCAUGUCACAUCUCGUGAGAGAUUUUCCUGCAGAGGCUCAGGAACCCAAGGUCAGCCGGAAAGGAAUGCAGAUUAGAGACAGUUCCCAGGCGCAGAGGCAUGGGAAGGUUGCCAAAGGCUCCAUGUGAGGGGAAAACAAGGAGAAAACAUUGUUGUAUCAUCUAGCUGCUUUGAUGGCAGUAGUGAAAGCAUCCAAACAGGAAGCCAGCCUCUCCUUUAUUGUUGACACAGGUGCGACGUACACUCUAGUGCCAUCUGCUGGGCUUCUUCGGAAGUGCAAGACUGUGCAAAGUGGGAGAUUUGCAUUGCUGGCAGAUGGAAGCAGACGCCCACUGACUCAGUCAGGGACUCUGUACUGUUCAUUCCUGGACCAUGAGGUUCAGGCUUUUGUGGUUCCAGAAAUUACCAACUGUCUUUUAUCUGUAUCUGCUUUGGUAGCUGACAGUUACCGUGUCUGUUUUGAAAAUAGCAUGUGUUCUCUUUCCAGGGAUGGGAAACACCUGUUCAGUGUUGAAUGCAAGAAUAGGCUGUUCGUGGUUGAGAUGCCUAUUGCAGUUGAUGACCCCCUGAGGUAACACAGGUGCAGUGCGCAAAUGUCCCGCCACAUGAUGGGUGUGCCCACUUAUGGCAUAGCAGACAGGUGUAUUCGUGUUGGAAUUAUGUCAAGAAGGCCCCAGAGUGUACAGAGGGGUGUAAAUUAAAGGGAUGUGAUAAUUUUUUAGAUUGCAGAGCCUGUAAGCAAUCCAAGGUAAAAACAUGCUCAUAUCCCAAGUCUAGCAGAGAGACAAGCAAGCCCUUUGAGCUAGUCCAUGCAGAUUUGUGUGGCCCGAUGUCAGUAGCCAGUCUGGGUGGGUCCAAAUACGUUUUGCUUUUGGUGGAUGAUUUUUCGAAGAACUCUUGGUUUUUUGCAAAGGGGAAGCUGCUGCAUUGAUUAAAGACUGGAUCACAGCGGUAGAAUUGAAAUAGUCUACAAAAUUGAUUAGCUUUCAGAGCGAUAGAGGGGAGGAGUUUACUGGGUCUGCGCUGCCGAAUUUCUUCCGCCAGAAGGGAAUCAGUCACAGGUUGACAGCACCACACAGUCCUGAACAAAAUGGUAUUGCUGAACGUAAGAACAGAACACUGCAGGAGGCUGUGGCUGCCAUGCUGUUUGACGCAUGACUCCCACAACGCUUUUGGAGUGAAGCUUGGAAGGCUGGUGCGUUCACGCAGAACCGUGUGUUUAAUUCUGCUGUAGGGGACACGCCCUAUUUUCUGCUGCACGGUAAGAAGCCCAAGGUGCAUUUCUUACGCGUUUUUGGCUGUGAGGCUUGGGUCCUCAUCUCAAAGGCCAAACGCAGAAAGGGUGGCCCAAGGUCCAGGAAGAUGAUCUUUGUAGGGUAUGAACCAGGCACCAAGGGGUGGCAGUUUGCAUAUCCUGAUGGCAACCAGUCCCGGCUGCUAGUGAGCAGCAUUGCUGAGUUUUGUGAGCAAAGUGGGUGGACACGCAUACAUGGUAACCCAGAUGUAAAGAAGCUGGUAAAAUGCGGUCUUGACUAUGCUACCACUCAGUGGAUUUGUAACUGGCUGACUGACCAAACCCAAAGGGUGCUCAUCAAUGGUUCCUCUUCAUCCUGGAGAAGAGUGACUAGUGGGGUGCCACAGGGUUCUGUCUUAUUCAACAUCUUUAUCAACGACUUGGAUGAUGGACUCAAGGGCAUCCUGAUCAAAUUUGCAGAUGACACCAAACUGGGAGGGGUGGCUAACACCCCAGAGGACAGGAUCACACUUCAAAACGACCUUGACAGAUUAGAGAACUGGGCCAAAAGAAACAAGAUGAAUUUUAACAGGGAGAAAUGUAAAGUAUUGCACUUGGGCAAAAAAAAUGAGGGGCACAAAUACAAGAUGGGUGACACCUGGCUUGAGAGCAGUACAUGUGAAAAGGAUCUAGGAGUCUUGGUUGACCACAAACUUGACAUGAGCCAACAGUGUAACGCGGCAGCUAAAAAAGCCAAUGCAAUUCUGGGCUGCAUCAAUAGGAGUAUAGCAUCUAGAUCUAAGAAAGUAAUAGUGCCACUGUAUUCUGCUCUGGUCAGACAUCACCUGGAGUACUGUGUCCAGUUCUGGGCACCACAGUUCAAGAAGGACACUGACAAACUGGAACGUGUCCAGAGGAGGGCAACCAAAAUGGUCAAAGGCCUGGAAACGAUGCCUUAUGAAGAACGGCUAAGGGAGCUGGGCAUGUUUAGCCUGGAGAAGAGAAGGUUAAGGGGUGAUAUGAUAGCCAUGUUCAAAUAUGAUACGGAAGGGGGGGCAUGCCUUCCUUCACCCUUCCGCCGGUCACCAGAGGGUCCGAGGCAAUGACCUCAAGGGCACCCAGCCACACGUGGACCCCUCAGCCCCCACACCGUUACACAAGCACCACACUCUACCCCAAGCCCCAUGAAUAAAAUGCCUUUCCCUUUCCUACACCAAUCCGCUAUUACGAGCGAAAUAAGCCCAAAUUCUUAUGCCUCUUUCCCGCUCUAUCUAUUAUGGGUUGACCAUACGAAGCUGUAAUUCCCUAUUCCUUUCAAUGGCUGCGUUCUACCCAAUCAGAACCAUGCAUUUGCCUUGAAGAGCUAGCUCAGCGAGCUCCUGCACGCCUCAUUUAACCUCUUGACAAGCUGCUGACGGCUCCCCGCUGGGAGAACAAUGGAACCGAAACUUGUGAACUCAUAAAAGUGUCAAAUCUCGUUACAAUGUAUCUAUUUUGUUUCCGACUUCAAUUACCAAUAUAAAAUGGACUAAAAAGGACUAAAAAUCUUUAGAAAUUUGUAUAAAAUCAACCACAACUCCGAUUUCCUUGCUUUUGGUGUCGAUCGGCUCAGUCUCUUCAGGACUCCAUGACACCUCCCCUGCCUCCAUGAUCCCUCGAGCGAGGUGUCACGUACUCUGGAAGACCCUAAUCCGGUCAAAUCGCUCUGCCAAGCCUUUCCUCCGGGCAAUGCCAGGUGGCAGACUAUGCAUACAUGGACCAUUGUCUUCUCAUCACCGGUACUCAGGAAGUGCUUAUCUGCGCAUAUCUCCAGCUCUGCAUAUUCCCCCUCCCUCCUCUAUAUGUUAAUCCGGUGUAACCCAACCUCUCUUUAAUGUAUUCAUGAUGUAAUCCGUGUAACCCAACCUCUCUUUAAUGUAUUCAUGAUGUAACUAUGAUGUAUUUUGCACUGUAUUCUGGGACAUGGAGGGAAGUUUUAAAAGUUCAUGUCACCCCUUUCUCGCUGUUCAAUUUCACCUUGAACCUGUUGCGCAAUAAACUUGGAUCUUCUGCUGCUUGCUCCUGUCUCCAGCUGAGCUCAUUUUCCUCCGCAGGGACCCGCGGACUUAGUCCAACAAGCUGGGUGGCAGAGUAGCCCCGCACCCAGAUUUUACCGUAACAAAAUAUAUAAAACGAUGUCACAUAGAGGAGGGAGAAAGGUUGUUUUCUGCUGCUCCAGAGAAGCGGACACGGAGCAAUGGAUCCAAACUACAAGAAAGAAGAUUCCACCUAAACAUUAGGAAGAACUUCCUGACAGUAAGAGCUGUUCAACAGUGGAAUUUGCUGCCAAGGAGUGUGGUGGAGUCUCCUUCUUUGGAGGUCUUUAAGCAGAGGCUUGACAACCAUAUGUCAGGAGUGCUCUGAUGGUGUUUCCUGCUUGGCAGGGGGUUGGUCUCGAUGGCCCUUGUGGUCUCUUCCAACUCUAUGAUUCUAUGAUUCUAUGUUCUUUCAGAACAGUUUCUUGACUCAGAUGAGGAGGUGGAGGUGGGAACUGAUCCUGUUGCUGAGGAACAGAGUCCAGAGCAACAGAGUCCAAAGCAGGAGCGGCCCAGAACCCCUCCAAAGGCUACUGUCAAGUCUGAGCCAAAGAGUGAGCCAUCCUCACCCACAGGUCCAGCUGUAAGGUUCAAAAGAUGCAGCAGGUCAGAGGGAGAGUUCUCUGACACUGGGGAUAGUCUGGUUGGCCCUAGUGGGUCAGAAGGGGGUACCAGAGCUCACACUGAGGAGUUUAACCCGAACCACAAAGGGUAAACCACCUGACAGGUUUGAGGCCACAAGUGUGUGGGUUGGUGUGGCUCAGUGUGAACCUGAAACCUUUGAGGAUGUUUAGAAACUGCCUCAGGAAGAAGCCAGCAAAUGGCAUGAGGCGAUGCAGAAGGAGAUGAGCUCAAUGGAGUCUCUAGGUGUGUUCUCCCUCACAACGUUGCCAGCUGGCAAACAGGCUGUGAGCGGCAGGUGGGUUUAUCGCCUUAAACCCACAGAAUCUGGAGAACCACAGUACAAGGCUAGGCUAGUUGCGAGAGGGUUCACACAGCGGAAGGGGAUGCAUUACACUGAGGUGUAUGCUCCUACUUCCAGAAGUGAAACUCUGUGCAUGCUCUUAGCUGUUGCUGCACAAAGAGGUUGGAAGGUGAACCACUUUGAUGUUGGGAUAUUGCCAGGGAGACAAAGCUCAUCAUGCCCCCACGCCGUCUCCGGACGAUCCAUCGAUCUCCCGUAGAAACGCAGUAUCAGUCAAUUAGCGACACAAGCCUCAGAAACAGUAUUCCACAUUCCAAGAACUAGUGCAUGCCCUUUGCAGAGUUCGCACAAUGAAAGAUGCACUCAGGAGAGCAUUAUUUACAACUUUAUUCAGCGUUGGUCAGAACAAAGGAAAAAACAUGACUGCCUGCCUGCGUGUCUCGGCACAGAGAGAAGACAACAGCUAUAUACAAAAACAGAAACUUCCUGUGAGCAGGAAAUACGUAGGCUGUGACUCACAACAGCCUGUCCCCUUUUUAAGGUGGAACGGAAAUAUCCUAACAGAUAUCGCCUACUUGAACUCAGACCUCCAGGAGGAGUUGUACAUGCUUCCUCCUCCAGGGUUUGAGGCCAAGGGGCAAGGCAUCGUUUGGAGGUUGCAUAAAUCGAUUUAUGAUUUGUGGUCAAUCUGCCAGAAAUUGGAACAUGUGUCUGAAUAAAGCCUUAGAGCAGUUAGGUUUCAAGAGAAGUGUUGCUGAUAGCUGCCUGUACCUUAAAGGGUCAGGAGAGACACAGGAGGCGGUCCUGGUUUUUGUGGAUGAUCUACUGUACAUGGCCCAGACAGGUAAACAUGUAGAGAAGUUUGCCAAAGAGAGGGGGUGCCACUAGGGGCGCAUUGGAAGAUGGCCGACAAUAACAUCUCUCCGACCCACACGAGGUAAUUAAGAGGCUGUGAUGGGAGUAAGCAGCCUCCCGGCCCCCCCAAGUGAGUGGGGGGGACUGCCCUUGCCUGCUGUGCCCUAUACCACCCCCGAACUCGAGGGGGUGGGGGCACUAGGCAGAAAGCCCUUGUGUGGACUUCGGCUCUCCUGGACGCUGUCUCUGAUUUGCGCCUCUAGCUGCAGCAACUUCAAAAGAAACAAUUAGGAGGAAGCUAAUGCACAUAUUUCAAGGAAGAAUGGGGAGUAAAGACUGCUAAUUGAAGAGAUCUCUGAUAAAGAAGAAGGGUCGGAUAAACAGGAAUAUAUCAUGAGAAGACACACCAAGGCUCGGUAUGUCGGCAACGGGACUGGAUUGGAGGGGAAACUUUCCUUUCUUUUCUCUAUGUGAUUAACCAAGAAUCCCCCCCACAUAAGUCAGAAAUGCUGCUUAAAUGACCUAAGCUGAUGAUUUAAGACUGUGUGGAGAUAAUUUUCUAACCAAAAGCAUGUUUUAAGGAGAUCGUGGAAAGUAUAAGAGCUUUGGGAUGACGCAGUAAAAAACAGCGUCGCCAUCUUGGCAAGUUCUGUCGAAAGACUUGUGUCUGGGAGGAGGAAUGGAUCUGCUUUCAUAUUGCGGGCGAGCCUCUUCAGAGGACUAAAAGAAGGCGACAGAUUUGCGAAGAUUAAUGAUGGAAAGAGUGCUUUUAUUUAUGGAAGUGAUGAUAUAUGGAAACCAUCUCGAUAUGGUGAUUGGAUGAACGGAAAAAUUCACACAGGAUUAUAACUGGUGUUUACUUGCUUAAGGAGAUUAUCAGAAGAGAUCACAAAGAAAAAAGAAAAAUAUAUGAAUAAGAUGAGACGUGGGAACAGCAAGAUAGGACUGGACAGAAAUAUGAACAUUAUUUGGACAGAUUUGUGAAUAUUAACGCAGCAGUAAGAAGAUGAUUGGAAUCCCCUUCGGAACUUGAAAUAUGGGUACCCCCAACAAAAAAUUUAAAAUUCGGCUUUGUAAUUCGGAAUUUAUGUGAUGUGAUUUGAUUGGUCGGUUAAUAAAAAUUAUUUUUAAAAAAAGAGAAGUUUGCCAAAUAGCUUGGUAAAUGGUUCAAGCUCAAACACCUGGGAGCAGUCAGGACAUACUUGGGCAUGGAGGUAGCUCGAACUGAAGAUGGAAGCUUUUUGCUCAGUCAGAAGGGUAAGAUUGAGCAACUGCUUGAGAAGCUCCGAAUGUCUGAGUGUGCAGGAGUUAGGACACCCAUGGAGACUAGCAACGUGAAAGACAGUCAGCGAGUAGAACGUGCUGCAUUCGAAAAUACUGAGCUCUUUCAGUCAGCUCUGGGUAGCCUAUUAUAUCUGUCCCAGUGAAGCAGACCUGACAUAGCGUUUGCCAUCAAUUUGCUCAGCCGGGAAGCUUCAAGCCCAAGUGUGCAAGCCUGGAAUGGUAUCAAAUGGGUGCUGCGUUACCUACAAGAUACCAAAGACUUCUGCCUUAAGCUGUCAGCCAAGGGCGACGUCAAGCUGACGUGCUGGGUGGACAGCGAUUGGGCGAAUCUGGCGGAUAGGAAGUCCGUGUCCAGUAUGGUGGUGAAAUUCGGGAACUCUUUGGUUGGGUGGAGGUCCCGGAAGCAAAGUCUCAUAGCGCUCUCAUCUACUGAGGCCGAGCUCAGUGCGCUUUCUGAGAUUUGCAGGGAAUUGGAAUUCUAUGUGUGCUUGGUUCAAGAGAUCUGCGGAGAGAGUUGUUCGCCUGUCACUGUUUUGGAAGACAAUCAACCCUGUCUGAAGCUGGCAGAAUCUGGGCAGUUUAAGGCCAAGACCAAGCACCUAGACAUCAGUUUCCAGAAUGUGUGCCAGAGCGUUCAGGCCGGAUUAGUUGAAUUGAAAUACUGUCCCAGUGCCUGGAACCUUGCUGAUGGUUUUACAAAACCGUUAACCUUUCCGUGUCAUGGGGAGUUCUGUGAAGGUCUGUGUUUGGGGUAAGUGGUGGUGCUUAUUUCCCCCAGAUGCAGGGCAAGAGGGGGUGUGGUGGUUAUAGGGUUAACCUUCUGUAUGUCCUGCUGGGAAGUUUUUGCCUCUGCACAUGAGUCUGAGAAUGUUCUGAUCAGUUCCCAUUGAGUUCAUGAAACAGUGUACCUUGACCUGUUCUUAAUGCAUAGUUGACCACAUCUAUGGAACGCGAUUGUUAUGUUCUUUCAUGUCAUGAAUCAAUCACUAGUUAUAAUUUAAUUAGGAGGUUUCAUGCCUGUCUAGUUCUGUGCUCCCUUUCCCAGCCUUUAAUCUAUUGGUGAUUAAUGCCUAUAUGUAACCUUUGCUUUGUACUUGUGUCAACCAAUCAGCAACGAGCGCACCUGUGGCAAUGUUUGUAAUAUUCAAUAAAAGCUUCUUCUUGGGACUUGCUCGAGAGAUGCCUCUCACAUGACACCUGCUACUCGUCUGUCGUUAUUUCAACCCAACAUCUGGUGACCCCGACAUGCCAGAUCCCUUUACGCAGCCUCAUACUUCAUUCGACUGGAAAAGUCUCAGCGCGCUAUUUCGUGAGUAUGGGGGGGGAAUUGACUAAAUUCCAAAAGGAGCAUGCCAAGGAAUUGCUCCAUCUCAUUAAGACAGCGGGUGGCGGGUGCUCAUAUUUCUUUAAAAGAAGUUGAAAGGUUGUUAUGUGAGAUUGCUUGCCAGUGCCCCUGGUACCCUGAAACAGGUUCUUUGGGGAUAGAAACUUGGCAGAAGAUCGGAAAAACCCUCUUUGCAGAACCGAGGGCUCCGAUUCAUUGUCUGCUCACUUGGCAGAAAUGUGCAGAUGCCUUUGCUAAAUUAGGACCUCAGGCAUCUCCUUCGGCCCCUGCCCUUCUAGCCAUUGCAGACAAUCCCCCACCUUACCCAAAGCUUUUGCCUCCUUCGCAACCCUGCCAACCCCUCCCUACACCUCAACCGUCUCAGCCCACAUCCUCCCCCCCAUCCCUCCUUCGCCUGCCACAGCCCCUGCAUGCUCUACAGGAGCUGUGCGCACUGCGCUUUCUCUGGCUAGGCAAAAAGGGCUCCUGUCCUUAGAGAAAGAGUCUGAAUGGGCUGGUGAAAUGCCAUCUGCUUUCCCUAUCACCUUUACAAACCCAGGAACUGCUCAACAGCAGGUAUUGUACGAGACGCUUCCUUAUUCUGUAAUGAGAGAAUUAAGGAAAGCCAUUACUGAUUCUGGUCUAAAAUCCUCUUAUGUAAUAAAGGAUUGUUUCGCUAAACAAUGCUGAGCCCCUGGCGGGGGGGGGGCAAACAGGAAUGGUGAUGCCAACAAGGCUAAACCUUCCAAAAAAUGCACAAUAAUGGUUCAACUUUGGAGCCAUAUGCCCAUGCAGUUAAAGAAGGGUGAGUCCUGGACGCAUUUGGUGGUGCUCCCUUCUCACCCUACUGUUUCUAUUAUUGAUAGUAAUUUGCACGAGCUCUCUCCUUUUUCUCCACAGCUGUUAGCUGUAAUCCAGCGGAUUGGUCAUCAGAAACUUCUUCGUAAGUAUAAAAUCAAUGGCAAGGUUCUGGAAGGCUUGAUUGACACGGGCGCGGACAUUUCUGUAAUUUCCAGUAGUUGCUGGGACCCCACGUGGCCCCUUGAGUCUGCCUCUGCAGUUUGGGGUGUAGGUGGACCUCAAACCUCUUCCAAAAGCGUACAGUGGCUGCCUGUUUCUUUGCCUGAUAGCUCUGAAACCAUUGCAUAUAUCCAGCCCUGUGUUCUGAAAAUCCACCUCAAUCUGUGGGGCAGAGACUUACUACAACAAUUACAGGCUACCAUUCAAUUUAAUGAGUAAGCUUGCACUCCCCCUCAACUGGAAAUCAACCACCCCGGUAUGGGUAGAACAAUGGCCCAUAACGGGGGAAAAGCUACUUGCUUUAAAAGAAUUGGUGAAUCAACAAUUAUCGGCUGACCAUAUCGAGUCCACAGUUAGCCCCUAUAACACUCCCAUCUUCAUCAUAAAAAAGAAGAGUGGAAAAUGGAGAUUUCUCCAGGAUUUAAGGAAAAUAAAUGAAAUCCUUGAACCCAUGGGGCCUUUGCAGUGUGGUCUGCCUAAUCCAAAUGUGAUCCCACAUUCUUAUCAAUUGGCUAUAAUAGAUUUGCAAGAUUGUUUCUUCUCCAUUCCCCUACAGGAGAAGGAUCGUAAAUUCUUUGCUUUCACUGUUCCUGUGUUAAAUAACAGCCAACCCAUGGAACGGUAUCAAUGGAAAGUCCUACCACAAGGAAUGUUGAAUUCCCCCACCAUGUGCCAAUAUUAUGUGAAUCAAGCCCUUCAGCCUUUUCGUUUGCAGUAUCCACACCUCUCAAUUUACCAUUAUAUGGAUGACGUGCUUAUCAGUGGGCCACGCCUUCCCCCUCAAUGGAAACAUGAUAUGAUAGCCUGUUUGUCACUUUAUGGUUUGAAAAUUGCCCCAGAAAAAGUUCAGGAAUCCUCUCCCUUCCAUUAUUUGGGACACAAAAUGAUAGCUAGCUAUUCUAUUCCUAUAGUCCCUGAACUUCAUGUUCCAAAAACAAUGAAAUAUGUCCAGCUGCAGCAAUUGCUGGGCAACAUCAAUUGGAUAAGACCUUAUUUUAAAAUCCCUCUUGAAGUUUUACGACUGCUUUUUUCAGCCUUAAAAGGCCAUCAAUCUCCUGGUGAGCAAAUCACCUUGACCUCCUCUCAACAGAAGACUGUUGCCCAGUUAAAGGAAAUUAUGCGUCUCCACUCGGUUGAUCGAGCAAUUCUUAAUGUCUUGCCCGAUGUAGUCAUAAUGACAGAUUCUGUCCAACCUUUUGCGGCCCUUAUUCAGUUAGGCCGAUCGAAAGUUCAUAUAAUUGAAUGGCUGUAUUUACAUCAAACGCCGAAGAACAUGGUGACUCCUUUAGUGGAUCUCCUUGCUCAGCUCAUCAGCAAGGGACGCCGUCAAUGCAAAAGCCUUUUUGGCACCGAUUGUCACCAAAUUAUUGUGCCCAUGCCCCUUGAGCAAUGGGAGACUGUUCUUUCCACUAGCAUGGAUUUGCCGUGCGCUUUAGCUUAUUUUGUUGGCCUAACGGAUUGCCAUAUCCCAGCCGACCCUCGCCUGCAAAUGAGUAGACAAUUUUCCCUAUCUUUCUCUUCCAUAUUGUCUCCUGUCCCUUUGGAUGCCCCUACUGUUUUUACUGACGGAGCCCCCUCCAGGGGGGUGGUUGCUUGGCAACAAAAUGGGGAAUGGCACAGCCUCUACACUCUCCCACAAAAGUCUGCCCAGUGUUCUGAGUUAGCAGCUGCUGUUAAAGCACUGCACCACUUCUCCUCACAGCCCUUUAAUUUGGUAGUGGACAGUCUUUAUGUUGCAAAUGUCAUAACUCGUUUACAGGGCAGCUAUGUAAGUCCCUUAUUGGAUGACAACUUAUUGAGCCUUUUCCUGUCCUUACAAUUGCUUCUCUCUAAUCGCUCCCACCCACUAUUUGUGGUGCACAUUCGUUCUCACCAACCCUUCCCAGGCUUUCUCACUGAUGGCAAUGCAAAAGCAGAUUCUUUGCUUAGGGCUUUGCCUGUUUCCCCCAUUGAAAGUCAUGCUUUCCAUCAUCAGAAUGCGAAGGCUCUUAGCCGCCAAUUCCAAAUUCCGUUGGAAGCGGCUCGUGCAAUUAUCCAACAAUGCCCUCAAUGCUCUAAUCAGAUUGGCCACCCCAGCCCUGGAGUUAACCCCCGUGGGCUGGAAGCCAACCAGUUGUGGCAAAUGGAUGUAACUCACUUCGCCCCCUUUUCACCUUGGAAGUUCAUACAUGUUUGCAUUGAUACGUUCUCUGGCUUUAUUUGGGACACCCUCAAAGGGGAGAACAGGUUAAACAUGUUUGCAAUCAUCUUGUUCGUACCAUGUCAGUCAUGGGCAAACCUCAUUCCUUGAAAACUGACAAUGCCCCAGCGUACUGUGCAAAAACCUUUGCUCAGUUCUGUGAAACUUGGAAUAUUCACCACUUUUUCGGCAUCCCCUAUAAUUCUCAAGGCCAAGCGAUUGUUGAACGUGCCAAUCGCACUUUAAAAACUGCCUUGAUUCGACAAGAAAAGAAGGCCGGAGUCCCAGCCUCGCUCUCUGAAAAGGAAGGCUGGUUGGCUGGCUAGUGUUCUCUUUACUCUCAAUCAUUUGAAUGUUUCCAUACAGGAUCAUCAAUCUUAUACUCGCCUCCAGAAGCAUUUUCAGCAAACAGAGAUACUUCCAGCCCCACUGGUCCGCUAUAAGAUAUUACCCUCCAAUGAAUGGAGUGAACCUGUAAAACUGAUCACCUGGGGAAAGGGUUACGCUGCAGUUUCUACUCCACAGGGUGCUCGCUGGGUUCCCGCACGCUGCAUCCGCCUAUACCAUGGCGUGGCGACAGACCCUACCGGAUCCGAUACCGCAGUUCGACCGCAAACUACAGAUCGCCCAGGAUGCGGCGUCCAGCCCCCCCAGGACUCGCAAGCAGGGAAAUCGUAAUGGACCAGUGACGUGGGGCCAAAUAAAAUCACUCUCAUUUCAGGCUGAACAGCUUAGAAAGGAAAAGCAGCUUGAAGCAACCCCUGAGAAUUUGCUUCUGUGUAUUAUCUCCUGCCUUAAUCUUAAUUCCAUGAUAGUGCUCAUUUUCAGCGUUUUGUUUUUGCCUCUUUCUGCUUCUGCUCCUAAUAGCGAUAACUACACACCAACAAAUGUGUGGGAAUCUUUUGCAAAGACGCUCAAUAUUUCUUCCUUUUGCCUAACCCAACAGGUAUCAAUAGGUGAAAUCCUUGGCUCCUGCCUUAUCCCUGUUUGCCAUGACCCUUUUGAUAUACAAAAUGAUACCUGGUUUUUCUCAUCCCUACCCGAAAAUGAUUCUCUCCGCACCCUUGGUUAUUCUGGUUACUAUGUCUGGGGUAACCAAGUGCGCCGACGCCCACCUCUGGCCAUUGACUUAUUGACCCCAUACGUGGCUUCUUUUAAUGUCACUUGCGCCCGUAUGGUAAAUUGCACAAAAACCAACUGUGUAAAAAUGGGCGAGGAUAAUUUCCACUGCUCUAAUUAUGUAAAUAUUUCUUAUGUAUAUAAAUACACAGAACUACCUGCGGGCUGGUUCUGGUCGUGUCCUGGCUAUACAUUUAAUUACAUUCCAGCAAACAUCAGCCAUGGAACACCCUGUUGCUUAAGCCAUUUGUCCAUCGUAUUACCCAAAAAGCAUCAUUUGACCCGCUCUCGAUAUCGCCGCUCUAUUGAAUUGACUAACGAUUGUGACAAUUCAAUUUCUCUUCCCAGUAGGUCUGAAUAUAUCUCUUUAGCUGUUUCUCUCCUAGGAGUCCCUGGAUUGGCUGUACGCAAUAGUAGGAACAUAAACUCUUUAGCUUGUUCUGCAGCAAAAGCCCUGAAUUAUACUUCUCAAGCUCUUCACCUUUUGAAUAAAGAACAGAGUGAACUCCAGCAUGGCCUUCUGCAAAACCGCGCUGCUAUCGAUUAUUUAUUGAUGCUUCAUCAUUAUGGCUGUGAACAAGUGGCUGACAUGUGUUGUUUCAAUAUUACUGAUAAUUCCAAAGCCAUUCAAAGCCAAAUCUCUCAUUUGCAAAAUCUUACACACCACAUUAAACAGGACGUUGGAUUUUCUGGCCUCUGGGAUUCUUUCACCCAGUGGCUUACCGCUUGGUUGCCAAACCUGACUUGGCUUCGUAAUCUCUUUCAAUAUGCCAUUGUCAUAAUAUGUAUAUUAAUCUUGCUAUGUUGCUUCCUCCAAUGCAUUCCUGGCCUCAUAAGUCUUUUGUCUCGGCUUCUCUCUCCCCCUCAGCCACCCAAUAAAAUAAUUGCUGCCUACUUUGCGAAAUGGCAGCACCAACAGUAAACAUUAGGGGACAUGUGGACGGACUUAUUUCGGGCAUGCGCUGGCAUACCACGUAUCCCGAAGUAUUUUUGUCCAGUCAACCCUGGCGAACUUAUUUCGGGCAUGCGCUGGCAUACCACGUAUCCCGAAGUAUUUUUGUCUUAUUCACCCAGAACACCUCGCAAAUAAGAAAAGAAAGGGGGAGAUGCUGGGAAGUUUUUGCCUCUGCACAUGAGUCUGAGAAUGUUCUGAUCAGUUCCCAUUGAGUUCAUGAAACAGUGUACCUUGACCUGUUCUUAAUGCAUAGUUGACCACAUCUACGGAACGCAAUUGUUAUGUUCUUUCAUGUCAUGAAUCAAUCACUAGUUAUAAUUUAAUUAGGAGGUUUCAUGCCUGUCUAGUUCUGUGCUCACUUUCCCAGCCUUUAAUCUAUUGGUGAUUAAUGUCUAUAUGUAACCUUUGCUUUGUACUUGUGUCAACCAAUCAGCAACGAGCGCACCUGUGGCAAUGUUUGUAAUAUUCAAUAAAAGCUUCUUCUUGGGACUUGCUCGAGAGAUGCCUCUCACAUGACACCUGCUACUCGUCUGUCGUUAUUUCAACCCAACAAUGUCCUACAUCUGGGGAGGAGCUUCCUACGUAAACAGAAGCUGAAGUUUCUUUGUCUUUGUGAGACACUUUCGCUUUUGACCAGGAGAGAGACACACGCCAUGUGUCCGAACUCCGAUGGAGUUGUUUGUUGUUUUACCUGCUGAUGUAAAUAAAGGCUGUUUAGUUAGAAAGAAACAGCGUGCGGAUUUUUCCUUUCCCUCACACGUCAAGCACUCGAUGCUCGCUCUGCUGCUGCCUGGAAGAUUUAUGUGCAGAGGAAACGUGCUGGACCCAGGCAGUAAUUCCACAUUGUCACCUUACCGGACUUACGAUUGCCCUAUUGACUUGCAUCUGGGAGCAUAGAUUCCCUUCGGCCACAUUUAUGCCCUGUCGGCUCCUGAGCUAGGGGCCCUUCGAGAGUACCUAGACGACAACCUUGCCAGGGGGCUCAUUCACCCCUCCACGUCCCCUGCUGGGGCCUCCAUUUCUUCGUUAAAAAGGACGGCGGGCUAUGUCCAUGUAUCGACUACCGAAAGCUGAACCAGGUUACCAUCAAGAAUCGCUACCCCUUGCUGUUAAUUCCUGAAUUGAGAGGCUGCAGGGUGUGAAGGUUUUUACCAAGUUGGAUCUACGUGAGGCAUGAAACCUGGUUCGGAUCCGGGAGGGGGACGAAUGGAAAACAGCGUUCCGAACCCGGUAUGGCUAUUUCAAGUACCCUUUGGACUGCGCAAUGCGCCGGCCACGUUCCAGCACUUCGUAAAUGAUGUUUUUCAUGACUUACUGGACCGGUUCGUGGUUACGUACUUGGAUGACAUAUUGAUAUUUUCAAUGCCCCCAGAGGAGCAUCGCCAGCAUGUCCGUCUGGUCCUGCAGCGUCCUAGGCAGCACCGGCUGUAUGCCAAGCUGGAAAAGUGUGCGUUCCACCAGAAGCGCAUGGAGUUCCUGGGUUACAUCAUCUCCCCUGCAGGCCUCCAGAUGGACCCCCGAAAGAUGCAGGUGGUGCUGGACUGGAGCCCCCCCCCCCGGGAUGUAAAGGAGGUGCAACGGAUCACCGGGUUUGCCAACUUCUACCGCUGCUUCAUCCAGGGGUUUUCACAUGUGGUUGCCCCCAUCUGCGCCCUGAUCCAGAAGGACGCUGUGUUCCAGUGGACACCCGCUGCACAAGAGGCCUUCGAGCUCCUGAAGGAGGCUUUUACCUCUGCCCCCAUCCUGGACCAUCCGGACUCACAACUCCCCUUUGUACUCAAGGCAGAUGCCUCGGACCGAGCGAUAGGGGCCGUGCUGUCUCAAAGGCAGGGGCCACAGCAGUUGCUUCACCCCUGCGCUUUCUUCUCCCAUCAGCUUACUUCUGCUUAGCGGAAUUAUGAUAUUUGGGACCGUGAACUCCUUGCCAUUAAAGUGGCGUUCGAGGAAUGGCAUCACUUGCUGGAAGGGGCCCAGCACCCAGUUCAGGUUCUCACAGUUCAUCGGAACCUCGAACAUUUCCAAUCCAUGAAAUGCCUCAAGCCACGCCAAGCACGCUGAGCCCUGUUCUUCACACACUUUAACUUCCAGGUCACCUAGCAUCCCGGUGCCCAGAACGGGAAGGCUGACGCUCUCUCCCAGAGGGAUUCGGGCUCAGAGGACCGGAGCAGGUUUGCCACCCUAGGAGAGAGCGAUGAUUGCUUUGACAGGACACUGACAACCGCUUGUUUGUCGGUCCAGAAGCAUACCCGGUGAUUCCUGAACUCAUCAGCCCACAAGUGCACCGCAACUACGAUAGGAAAAAAUUCUAAGAAGGUGAGGUCAUGUGUGAUAGGUUUUCCCUGCCAGCUGGUGGGCCACCGCUGAACACACCUGAAGUGAAGGCCCAAGACAGGAGUUGAUCAUCAUGUGAGCUGCGCACAGGUGGUCUGAAGUGAGCUGCUACCAUUCCUGUGGAGCCUCCUUUUAUCGAGACAAAUAUGCACGCCAGGCAGAUACAUUUUUGGGCUGUGACCUUUACACAUCUUCCGUCCCGAGAUCGUGGGGUGGUACAAAGCUAUUUUGGCACCUGUUCCACAUCGUCAUUUUCCCCUUGCACAGUGUAUGACGAAGGAGACAAAAGGUCUCAGAGACAAAGGUUACAGACAGGACACCGCUGACUGCUGAGACCGCAAAAGGUCAGACAUAGGUGGAACUCUGUGGCUUGUCUGGGGGUGGGGUGGUUGCCCUGCACCCCAAGGUCACGCGUGCAGGCAGACUGUGGCUGCCUGCUGGUGGAGAGUGUGCUCCAUCCGGACCUCACUGUCCACUACGCGAUAUCCCUACAUCUCCCCUUUUCUGUCUAUAAAAGAAUAGGUCCCGAGUCCACCCGUGCCCUGUGUGUGUGAAGCCGGGCAUACUCCAAAUUGGAGGAGUUUAUAAUGCCGGGAGUAAGGUGUUAAGCCGAAUUUGAUCAAAAGCAGAGAGGGCCAUGACGCAGGGAUCAGAGCGAACUUGCAGAGCUGUAAAAUAGUGGGAAUACAUUGCAUACAUCAAUAGUAGCAAGUAAGGUAGGUUGGAAACAUUACAGCAUAGGUGAAGAUGUGUUUGAGUCAUAGAAGAUCAGGAGAUCAGCUAGUGAGGCAGUUCCACAGAUAGUCAAAGCCUUCAUUGGCAAAGGUACGCAUGGCAUGAAAAGAAGCAGCAUGGAGUCAUCAGCAAGUUGGGCAAAUAUAUGGCAGCAGUCAGUGAGGAAAUUUCUCUGGUUGUUCAGGCUAGUUGGCAGCAAGCUGGGCAAAUAUAUGGCAGCAGUCAGUUAGGAAAUGUCUCUGGUUGUUCAGGCUCGAGAGAGCUGAUAUUGUCCAACAGGAACAAGGGCUUGAUGUCACCCAAGUGACUGAAGUGACUUCUUCCUGGUCUGCACUUGGUGGUACUACGUCUCUCUCGGAUGGCGCUUUACUGGCAUCUCCCAUAGGAAGCUGGAAGCUUGGAGUUGGACUGGAGCCGGACUGGUCAGGCCAUGAUGCCAGACCAUGCUGGAGAGCGAAUCGCACACACCGAACUGGAACUCACAAGAGACUUGUAGGGGUAGAAAUAAAAGCAUAGCCCCGCCCCCAGGUGGUCAGGGGCCACAAGGCCACGCCACUUCAGGUCCGCUGCAGAUCCGGAAGCUGUUGAUAUAAAAGUUGUUAGCUCGAGAUCCUUGGACUUGUGGAGACAUCUGUCUGCUGGUGCAAGCCUGUCUGAAUCAAAAGCAAGAUGGUUAAAUGAAAAACCGCAAGGUGUUAAAUUUAUGCUGGAUGUUGCCUAGGGCCUACACUUCUCCCCCUUUCCUAAUGUUUUCCAAAAGUGUCUUCAGGGAGCAAUUGGCCCAUUCCACACUUGUUUAACCUGUGGAAUUACAGGGAAUACUGUGGGUAAGAGAAAUACUCACUGGAUGCAGGAUUGCUGGAAAAGAUGUGAGCAAUAAACAGAAACAAAGAGUAGGAUUGUUAGGCUUUUGGGCUUGGCCCAUAACAGCAAUAUAGGCAAUCAUGUGCUUUGAGUUGUUAUGAACCCUGAAAAGGUUUCAAGUGUGACAAUGGACUGUGGAAUAUGGCUUAAAAUGCACAGUCCCUUGGCCACAACUGCAGUGCUUCUGUGUUGCUAGGAAGUCACAGCAUGUGGAAAUGCUUGAGAUUAUGAAACAAUGUGAGCAAGCUUUGAGAUUAAGAGACUGAGCCAGCCGGGCUUGGGCUGGCAGUAAAGGUAACCGAAAUUGUUCAGAUAACCUUUUUUUUUUUCUUUAGAUGAAAAACAUCAAAACUUUCAACCAAGUCUGUGA